Messenger RNA from Fragaria vesca subsp. vesca, 1419 nucleotides. Its product is annotated as glyoxylate/hydroxypyruvate reductase HPR3-like. The transcript has 2 exons. Bases 1 to 981 code for a protein of 326 amino acids. Gene Ontology annotation, cellular component: cytosol. NCBI's taxonomy places the organism in Eukaryota, Viridiplantae, Streptophyta, Magnoliopsida, Rosales, Rosaceae. The record is from RefSeq and is a predicted model, not a curated record. Gene Ontology annotation, molecular function: glyoxylate reductase (NADPH) activity; NAD binding; hydroxypyruvate reductase [NAD(P)H] activity.
AUGGGAGAUGACAGUCCCAGUGAGCUCCCAACAGUUCUGGUACUCCAACGAUCCCCAACCAUUGCUCUCUUGGAACCCUCAUGCUCCCAAAAGUUCAACCUCCUCAAAGCCUGGGACUCUCCUCUCCCUCAAGACCAAUUCUUGACCACCCACGCCGGUUCUGUCCAGGCCCUCAUCGCCCCCGUCCAUGGGCCCCCCAUCACCGCCCAAAUCCUCCAGUCCCUCCCCUCCCUCAAAUUCAUAACCACCACCAGCGCCGGCCUCGACCACGUUGACUUGGCCGAGUGUCAACGCCGCGGCGUUGCCGUCGCCAACGCCUCUAAAGCCUUUGCAGAGGACGCUGCUGACAUGGCCGUGGGGCUCUUCAUUGAUGUCAUGAGGAAGAUUUCGGCUUCGAAUCGGUAUGUCAGAGAUGGGCUCUGGGCUACCAGAGGUGACUAUCCUCUUGGUUCCAAGAUUGGAGGAAAGACGGUUGGUAUUGUCGGAUUGGGAAACAUUGGGUUAGGAGUUGCAAAGAGAUUGGAGGCAUUUGGGUGCAGGGUGUUGUAUAAUUCGAGGAGCGAAAGGCCUUCUUUGUCGUACCGAUAUUAUUCCGAUGUGUGUGAGCUUGCAGCAGAGAGUGAUGCUCUUAUAAUAUGCUGUGCGUUGACAGAGCAAACCCACCACAUGAUCAACAAGGAGGUUUUGUGUGCGUUGGGAAGGGAGGGGGUGAUUGUUAAUGUAGGCCGCGGGGCUAUUAUUGAUGAGAAGGAAAUGGUGAGGUGUUUGGUGCGAGGAGAGAUUGCGGGUGCUGGGUUGGAUGUGUUUGAGAAUGAGCCUGAUGUUCCGAAAGAGCUCUUUGGACUGGAUAAUGUUGUACUGUCACCGCAUCAAGCUGUUGUUACGCCUGAAUCUAUGGUGGGUUUGAGUGAAGUAGUAACAGAGAAUUUGGAAGCGUUCUUCUCAAACAAACCAUUGCUUUCUCCGGCUGUGAUUAUUUGAAUGAAGUUCUGUAAGCAGGUUCGUAUCUCAUACUUUUCUGAGCAUAUUGCAUGCCAUUUUGGUUCGCUUGCAAUCUGAGUAGUUGCAAAUUUGAGGUUCUCGGACUUCUGUUGUAAUAUUUCUUCUAGAAAGUUUCCAGCGCUUUCUUUGGAAUCAAUGCAGGGUACAAAAUUGAUACAAUUAGUAAGGCAAUGAGGGAAGACAAUGCCUGAAGAAAUGCGGUUUUAUUGUUGAACUUUUGUGGUCAGUAUGAAUAAAAUCAACGAUAAUGGUCGUUGAACUUUUGCUCUUGUUCUCAAGAAAGUUCCAAUUAGGGAAUCAGUAUGCCUUGGUCUCAUCAAAAAAACUUAUGUAGCCUUGUAUGUAUUGAUGUAUUAGUCACCCAGAAAUUCCUUAAUGUUGUGUAUGUGAUCUAAUGGAUGCUUGUCUGUAUGCCAC